CGUACCUUGAUGGCGCGUCUCCCCUUCUUCCCCGCCCCGAGCGAGGAUCCCCCGCCACAGCCCGGAAACCCAUGCUCUUUUUUCCACAGACCCUUCUUUUCACGCCACGACAGCACCGACACCACUGAGGUACGAUCUCAAGAUUACGAAGGCCGAAGGGGCACCACUCACCGCCGAUAUCACACCGCGUCCGACUCCCCGGACACCGCCAAUCACGAACUCAACUAACUGAGAAGGACGAUGCUUUCUAUUUGCAUGCGGGUGUGAGAGAAUUACGUUUUUUCGCCGCGAGGAGUGCGCUGGAAAACAGCCGGGACGCGCGCUAAGGCACUGAGCUGUACGAAACCCUGACAACCUUGGAGCCAGUUUACACUCUGAGCCUUGACUCCCACGAACGCCGAACAAUUCGAGCCAUUUCCACCUUCGACUGAUAUUACUAUUCCGAGAAAUGGGCAUACCCGGUCUCUUCCCCUUUUUGAAGGAUAUUCAGAGACAUGUACAUAUAAGCAAGUUCAAAGGUCAAACCGUCGCUGUCGACUCGUAUGUGUGGCUUCAUCGAGGGGCCUUCUCCUGUGCGGUGGAGCUUGGACUGGGAACGCCGACAGCCAAAUACCUGAGCUACUGUAUGAAGAUGGUAUCGAUGCUGAUCAGCAACGGCGUCAAGCCUCUGAUGGUGUUUGACGGCGAUUGCCUUCCGAUGAAGGCUGGAACUGAGCGAGAGAGACACAAGCGAAGGGAGGAGGGAAAACGACGCGCACAGCAGUACCUUCGGAACGGGCAAAAGACGAAAGCAUACGAGCAGUUUCAAAGCUGUGUUGAUGUCACCCCGAGAAUGGCCGCUGAGCUUAUCAAACUGUUGCGCAAAGAGAACAUCGAAUGCAUAGUAGCUCCUUACGAAGCCGACGCGCAGAUCGCAUAUCUGUUGGACAAGGGAUUUGCCAGUGCGGCAAUCACAGAAGAUUCGGAUUUGCUGGUGUUUGGCUGCGAGAGGGUCAUCUACAAACUGGACAAGGAUGGAAACGGGGUAGAACUCAAGCUGAUCGACUUUGGGAACGUGCCUGGAAUGGAGAGCUGGUCCCAUCGCCGGUUCCGUCAAAUGUGCAUCAUGGCAGGUUGCGAUUACCUGGAAUCGCCAAAAGGGAUCGGGUUGAAGACUGCUUACACUCUGUUACGACACAAGAGCGCCGAAGAAGUGAUGAAACUGUGGAAGUGGGGCAGGGCUGCCAAUGCGCCAAAGCGGCCCGACGGUUACGAAGAGCUCUUCCGCAUGGCAGAACUCACAUUCAUGCAUCAACGUGUGUAUGAUCCAAAAACCGAGGAGUUGGUGCAUUUGAAGCCAUUACCGUCCGAUCUGAGAGACUGCUCAGAAGCUAUGACGUUCUUGGGACCGCAUGUUCCUCCACAUCUGGCUAAAGGGGUAGCGAAUGGAUUGAUUGACCCAGAAACCAAGCGCCCGUUCGAUGAUACCCUGGACAUCUCCUUGUUCCUAAACCAUCAAUCCGUGCCCACCGAAGCAAGCUCUUCGAGCGUCGAAAUAACCACUUCAGCCGGCAUCGAAGCCACAGUCGAAGCAAUCGUUGAAGCGGAGGAGAUCGCAGCGAUUGGAUCGUUGGACACCACGGAACAAGAUUCCCCAGAUGCCGAAAGUACGCCGCCGGCGGGAAUAUUAUCCGACUCUUUCUUGUUCCCGCAACGAAGCCAGACCCCCGUGCCAAAAUCCAUUCCCAUACCUCCAGCGACAGCACUGCCAGUCUGGACCAUUUCCACGCCACCCGCUCUGCAAGAACGCACGCACACCGAAGCUCAAUCGCAAUCCCGGGUUGGCAGGCAUCACGAAAGCUCUUCUUCAACGCCUCGGCACGCACAGACGAAGAGCCCGGUACGACCGCAAUUCCAUCCUGGCACGAAUCGAGGAUCUUCCUCCGCACCUGUUCCACAUGCCAGGACGCUCUCACCACCGCGACCGCGAUCCCAACCAGGGAAGAAUCAUUACAGACCACCUGUAGCUAGUCCGUCAAUGCAAGCUCUACCCGGCAGGUUUUUCAAUCCCCCGCACGCGAAAGCACCACAUCGAAUACUAAAUUGCUCCUCGCGUGGACCACCACCUGCAAAAUUCACGCACCCCCCGAAGAAGACGGCGAGCGUCUCUCGCUUUUUCACCUCGCUUUCGGAUUUGCGUGGAGACAAUCACAGACAUCGCACCCCUUUGUCUCCAUUGGAAUUACGGAUGCAAAGCAAGCCAUCGAAUGCCAGUGAGAAAGAUCCCGACGAUGGCCACAACAAGGAGAACAUUCCACCUGAUCAACUCGUCAUUCCUAGGGCAUCAUUACCCAGACCAUCGGAUGAAACCCCGCCAAAUCCUCCCCAACAAAACUCACCGCGGCCCAGGCCGUCUGCUUCCUUGUCUCCCUCGAAACGGCCGCAUGAUUCGGACUCUUCUUCCUCUUGUGACGAGCGUCUGGCGUCGUUCAGAAAGGUCGCGGCUGGGAUGCAGAAGAUCUAUUUGCCGGGCAGUAAAGGGGGAGAUUUAGCGGCGACGGGAUCUCCGCCUAAGCGAAGAAAGUCUGCGCCUAGUGAUGAUCUUCCACCCGUCGUGAAUACGCCGGCCGUUCAAACUGAUAGCAUGCUCCCUGAUGAGGCCACGGGAUCAAAGGUAUCGGACGCCCUAUCGUCACCGACAACUCGCGAGGCUACGACACCUGUGGCUCUACACGAAUCUGUCAAUACGACCGCCAUCUUCACCCCAGGACCGUUGACCUCACGGCUUUCACAAAACACCACGCACCGAAGGCCAUCGUUUCCGACAAGUGUGUUCCGAAAGGGGCCGGUCGCGCAUGGUAUAGGGGAACGAUUGACGGAAUCGCAUGAGAAUUUCAAGCAGCACUUGAUGCAGUUUCGGCAUGUUGGUCAUGAGAGGCUUACGCCACAGAGCUCUGGUAUGUGUGCCUAUAUUGCACACGCGAGAUUAUUGUGCGGUGGAACUCACCAGUGAGGCUUUCUUGACGGCAGCGCAACGGAAGCGUUUGGGUCCAGGACGACCGAACGAACACCAAUGAUGAUUUCGGGGGGAACCACUUUUGCCAUGUACUGUAGGGGGAGGAUAUUCUGAGGCGGCAACAUGAAUGGUUAUCUGACCCGGGCUUGAAGAGGGACUUUAUUACGCAGAUAUGCUCUUCAGAUUGUUAAUAUACAGAAUAGGGAGACUAAUAUCAUUUCUGACAUUCAUUAUU
Fimicolochytrium jonesii is the source of this 3230-nucleotide messenger RNA. RefSeq lists its product as uncharacterized. Lineage: Eukaryota; Fungi; Chytridiomycota; Chytridiomycetes; Spizellomycetales; Powellomycetaceae. Gene Ontology annotation, cellular component: nucleus. Gene Ontology annotation, biological process: DNA recombination; mismatch repair. The transcript has 3 exons. Bases 449 to 2992 code for a protein of 847 amino acids. The record is from RefSeq and is a predicted model, not a curated record. Gene Ontology annotation, molecular function: 5'-flap endonuclease activity; metal ion binding; 5'-3' DNA exonuclease activity.